Messenger RNA from Ostrea edulis (European flat oyster), 1346 nucleotides. Its product is annotated as EKC/KEOPS complex subunit TPRKB-like. Gene Ontology annotation, cellular component: EKC/KEOPS complex; nucleus; cytosol. The coding region runs from base 80 to 613 and encodes 177 amino acids. NCBI's taxonomy places the organism in Eukaryota, Metazoa, Mollusca, Bivalvia, Ostreida, Ostreidae. The record is from RefSeq and is a predicted model, not a curated record. The transcript has 4 exons. Gene Ontology annotation, biological process: telomere maintenance via recombination; tRNA threonylcarbamoyladenosine modification.
AAAAAUUUGUUUCCUGCGUGAUAUUCCAACAUGUUUAUGAUGUUGUAAAUGUAAAUUGUUUUGAUACGUUUGAGGUAAAAUGGCAGCUGAAGUAAUUCCAUGUGGACCCUAUCCCGACUACAGUAUCACAUUAAUGUUGUUUUCAAAUGUUGAGAAUGCGGCAGAAAUUCGAAAAUGUGUCAUGAGUGGAGAAUUUGAAGCAGCUCUCCUGAAAACAGCAAUGAUUUUAGAGCCCUUCCAAGUAAUUGUUGCUGCAAACAGGGCCAUUCAUCUGCAGAGAGUUAAAAAAAUGAUGACCAAAAAUGUGCACUCAGAAGUUCUGUUUAGUCUUUCACCAAGUAAAAAUAUUUCAGAUUCUUUUCGAAAGUUUGGGCUUGCAGACAAUGACACAUCCAUGUUUGUAGUGAUAGUGAAUGACACAGAUGGUGCCACUUGUCAAGCGGUGACAAGCAAGGUUAAAGGUCAACUUACAGACAUAGUGGAAGUGGGGAAAUAUUCAGACUUACCAACAAUUAAGAAGAUCUAUAAGAUUUCUGAAACAGAGCUGUCAUCAUGUAGUGCAGUCGAAGCCAUUGUUUCAAGGAUAUCAAGUAAAGAAAUUGUCACUGUUUGACGGCUCCAUGAUAGUUUCUGUUUUGUGUGGUACAUCAUAAAUUGUGAAGAACUGCAACAUUUAACUGGGAUUUCAAGCCAUAGAUGAUCAGAACACUGUUUUUAUUGUAUUGAGUAACAUGUAACUUGUAAUGUCCAUGAGAGCUUGAAGCUAAUAAGAAAAGAUGGUGUAUAUGUGUAAAGAAUUUUAAGAAAAAGACAUAAUAUGUGUGAAAUGUCCAUAUUUAUUGUACAAUCCAUAAUAAUAAUGAUGAAUUCAAUUAUAAGCACUGAGGCUUAAUAUUGAUUUCUUUAGGUACAUGUACAUUUUUGCAACUGAAAGUCAAAAGCAUAUGUUAUUUGAGCAUUUUUACCAUUUUACAAGAAUCUUGAAAAACCUUUGAAACGUUGACCAGUCUAAUUAAAAUAAAACCUCUCACUUCUCUUGAUAUACGGACAAUGGCACAUAGUUACUGUCUGUAUAUCGAGUGAAAUGAGAGGUUUGAUUUUAAUCAGUCUGGACGUUGACCAAGUUAUGUGCAAGUGUAAGGAACGAUAACUCUGGGUAAAGAUGGUGUUUAAUGUUGACGAACAGCAUAAUCUAACAUACAUGUAUAUUUGCAGUGAUUUUAGUAUCAUCCAUGUAUUCAAUUAAAUCUUAGAUACAUUAAAUUCAUUAAUAUUGUUUAGUGGAUGAACUUUUAGGUCUUGAUGUAGAAUUUGUUUACUAAAAGUGAAUAAAUAUUUUUCUGAAA